This is a messenger RNA of Oreochromis niloticus (Nile tilapia), 1986 nucleotides long. RefSeq names its product perforin-1. Gene Ontology annotation, biological process: immunological synapse formation; defense response to virus; T cell mediated cytotoxicity. Bases 90 to 1832 code for a protein of 580 amino acids. Gene Ontology annotation, cellular component: membrane. Gene Ontology annotation, molecular function: wide pore channel activity. The record is from RefSeq and is a predicted model, not a curated record. The transcript is spliced from 3 exons. NCBI's taxonomy places the organism in Eukaryota, Metazoa, Chordata, Actinopteri, Cichliformes, Cichlidae.
UAGUUCUACAUACCCUUUUAAGACUCCACCUCCUGGACACCAGUAUCUUCAGCUGUCCAUUUUGAGGCAUCAAACAGAACUUCCUGUUAAUGCUGACGAUGGCAAGGCUGUGGCACGUCCUGCUCCUGUGCUGGGCAUGGAGCCCUCUGUGCCUUUCAUCCAGUGUGAGCUUCAUUGGUACACCAGAGGAGUGUAAAAAGGCUCACUUUGUCCCUGGUUACAACCUGGCUGGAGAAGGCUUUGACAUUGUGACGAUGGAAAGAAAAGGCGCAUAUGUCAUCGACACUGAAACGUGGAAACUUCAAGAUGGCACUUGCAGAAUGUACCAAAACAGCUACAUGAAUCAGGUAAAACAGAAGGUCCCUGUCGCAGUGCUGGACUGGAGAAUGCUCCCCAAGUGCAGUUUAUCAGUCUCCAGUACACUCUAUGAUUCUGCUGAAACGCUUGCUAAUGAUUCCACAUCAUCUGUGUCCAAUGACUGGAAAGUUGGCCUUGAAAUUCCUGUUUCUGGUAGCGUUGGACUUGGGAUUGGUUUUGGAGGCUCCCACUCCAAAGAAUCUACCUUCGCCAUGCAAAAGUCAAAACAAGAUCGCUACACUUUCUUUCGCCAUUCUGUCAAGUGUAACUUCUACAGUUACAGACUAAAAGCAAAUCCUCCACUGAGUCACGAUUUUGAGUCAGUUGUGAAGGCCCUUCCGUAUUAUUCAUCUGCAACCAAGCAUUUAUACCGGAAUUUGGUUGAGACAUAUGGCACACAUUACAUCACACAAGUGUAUCUAGGAGGAGAAAUGAAGGCCAUCACUUCUAUCCAGACCUGUCAGGCGGCCAUGAAUGGCCUGUCAGCUACAGAUGUCAGCGACUGUCUCACAGUGGAGGCCUCAGUUAGUGUCAUGAGCUCUGCCAGCAUUAAAACCAUGAACAAAAAUUGCGAGGCACUGAAAAGGAAGUUAAACCAUGGGCAAAGUUUCGGCAGUACAUUUAGUGAGAGAUACACAGAGAUCAUCGGUGGACACAUUAACGGAGCUGAUAUCCUCUUUCAAGGGCAAUCAACAUACGUUAUGAGGGACUGGGUCAACUCUCUUAAAUCCAUACCUGAUGUGGUCCGAUACAAUAUAAAGCCCAUGCACAUGAUUCUGCCGAGCGGCCAUUAUGCCAGGGCGGGACUGAAGCUAGAGGUGGAAAAGUACAUUAAGAAAAACGCAUUGAUGAAAAAAUGUUCCGAAACCUGUAAGAUUGGAUACAGAUCCAGCAGAAGAGAUCCUUGCGCUUGUGUCUGUAAUAGUAAUAAAAAUAUCAAGUCGAACUGCUGUCCUGCUGGGAAAGGUCGUGCAACAUUGAAGGUGUUCAAUCUUUAUGCAAAGAAACUAUAUGGAGACCAGUGUACUCAGACAGAUGGUUCAGUAGAGCUUAAAUAUGGUUACCAGAUAAAGCACACUGCUAUUAUACCAAACAAUGAUAAUCCCAAAUGGUCGGAGGUAUUUGAGUUUGGACCAAUCACAAUUAACAUGAGAGACAAAUUGGUGUUAAAUGUAUACGACGAGGAUAGUUACUGGAACAGUGAUCAUCUUGGGAAGUGUCAGGUUAAGCCACGUAAAGGCUGGUGGAAUUACAGCUGCAUGCUUAAUCACGGUACAUUCUUCUUUUCCUGCAAAGUGGAGUGUGCACCAAGCCUAGGUGGUGACUACUGUGACGAGUAUAUCCCCUCACCCAUGAGUCCCUCUUUGGCCAGAGUCUUUCAUACCAGAAACGGUAUCCUUAUUGGAGAAACUGGUGAGCAGCAUGGCAAAUUAGUCAAGCCAGGAGUUGAAGUAGGACAAAGGGAGACUAUGUGAUGCAUACAUUACUUUUAUAUUGUUGCUUCUCAUUUCUGCUUAACUGCUUGUGAUGUGGAACCAUUCCUGCCUCAUAUAGUAAUCGCAAAUAUAUUGGUACUGCAUUCAUGUAUUCUUAUUAAAAAACAUGCCAGUAAAGCAGUCACAAAAACAA